AUGCAGGUUCCCGCGGCUCCCGCUGAUGCCGAGCUCAAGGCGGUGAUCGACAAGUUAGCGUCGUUCGUAGCAAAGAAUGGGGAGGGAUUCGAAGCCUUGACUCGCACCAAGCAGGCCGACAAUCCCAAGUUUAAUUUCCUAAAUGGAGGAGAAUCCUAUGAUUACUACCGUUAUAAAGUGUGGGAAGCGAUG
This is a messenger RNA of Sphaeroforma arctica JP610, 192 nucleotides long. RefSeq lists its product as hypothetical. Gene Ontology annotation, molecular function: RNA binding. Lineage: Eukaryota; Ichthyosporea; Ichthyophonida. The record is from RefSeq and is a predicted model, not a curated record. The annotation marks the transcript as partial. Gene Ontology annotation, cellular component: perinuclear region of cytoplasm. The transcript has a single exon. Gene Ontology annotation, biological process: intracellular calcium ion homeostasis; RNA processing.